Molecule: messenger RNA, 321 nt
Organism: Torulaspora delbrueckii
Lineage: Eukaryota; Fungi; Ascomycota; Saccharomycetes; Saccharomycetales; Saccharomycetaceae
Gene: RPP2A
Product: ribosomal protein P2 alpha
Exons: 1
Coding region: 1-321 (106 amino acids)
Biological process (GO): cytoplasmic translational elongation
Cellular component (GO): ribosome; cytosolic large ribosomal subunit
Molecular function (GO): structural constituent of ribosome
Source: RefSeq, a predicted model, not a curated record
AUGAAGUACCUUGCUGCUUACCUAUUGUUGAACGCCGCUGGCUCCACUCCAAACUCUGACAAUGUCAAGGCUGUCCUAGAGUCCGUCGGUAUCGAAGUCGAAGAUGACCAAGUCUCCAAGCUAUUGUCCUCUUUGGAAGGUAAGGACGUUGCUGAAUUGAUCACUGAAGGUAACGAAAAAUUGGCUGCUGUUCCAGCUGCUGGUCCAGCUACUGGUGGUGCUGCCGCUGCAGCUGGUUCUUCUGAGGCCGCUGCUGAAGAAGAAGCAGAGGAAGAGAAGGAAGAGUCCGAUGACGACAUGGGUUUCGGUCUAUUCGACUAA